Periophthalmus magnuspinnatus is the source of this 778-nucleotide messenger RNA. RefSeq lists its product as uncharacterized. Lineage: Eukaryota; Metazoa; Chordata; Actinopteri; Gobiiformes; Gobiidae. The record is from RefSeq and is a predicted model, not a curated record. The coding region runs from base 110 to 520 and encodes 136 amino acids. The transcript is spliced from 4 exons.
GGUUUGUCUGCCUCUUCUUUGUGUCAGCAUCACCCUGGAGUCUGGGAGAAGAAGAAGGGAACAUUUUCAAGGAUAAUCGUUACAGGACAAGGGAGGAAUAGUUGCCAAGAUGCUGGUCACCAUGCUAACUGCCAUGUACAUGAUGGUCAAAGUGGCAGAAUCGAUCAGCUUGCACUUUGAGAGAAAACCUGAGCCACUGCCUUACAUGGUCUCCCAGCCUUUGCCUUGGCAGAUUCACUCAGUGUCUCAUAGCCGCAAGAACAGCAGAGUAGAUGAGUUUGACGGCUACAGGAGGAACAGCAUAGGCGUUUACAGAAAAAACUAUGUCUCCAUGGCUAUUGCCUCUACCUCUCUGGCUAUCCCCUGUGUCCUGUCGUGCUCAGACUCCAACGCCAGUAAUGGGACGUGCACAAACUCGACUGCACCCCCCUUGAGUCCUGUGGAAGUAGAAAAAGCAGCGGCCACCAUCCAGACACACUUCAGGAAGUUUCAACAGAAGAAGCACAAGAAUGGAAAAUAGAGGGACGGGGCUGUGCGCCAAAGACACGUGUUCAUCUGAAUGUCAUUAUAAAUAUACACAAUGACAAAUAGAACUAUUUAUGUAGCUUUUUAAGUGCUCCCUGUAAGCUUAUGUGUUUGAAUGAAACUCAAAUGUAUGCUGAUGAAUGUGAGAGGAUUAAGCAGUGCCUGAGUGGUAUUAUUUCAGAUUUUCUGUUAAAAGAAAAACUUACUUGUGUUCAUACAAAUGAAUGAAAACACGAUCUGAUUUUAACAGUGU